This is a messenger RNA of Cygnus olor (mute swan), 4137 nucleotides long. It is a transcript of the gene ESR2, whose product is annotated as estrogen receptor 2. The transcript has 9 exons. Gene Ontology annotation, cellular component: nucleus. Bases 305 to 1969 code for a protein of 554 amino acids. Gene Ontology annotation, molecular function: steroid binding; nuclear receptor activity; nuclear estrogen receptor activity. The record is from RefSeq and is a predicted model, not a curated record. Gene Ontology annotation, biological process: estrogen receptor signaling pathway; regulation of DNA-templated transcription; cellular response to estradiol stimulus. NCBI's taxonomy places the organism in Eukaryota, Metazoa, Chordata, Aves, Anseriformes, Anatidae.
GGAACUUCUGUUUAGGUCUUGCCUUCACAGGGAAAGGAAACACUGAUAGUAUCUGUGUAAUCUUGCACUGAUGAGCUGGCAUCACAUUGCUUUGAAAAGAUUCAUAUUUGAGAUCUGAUGACUAAGUGGUGGUGAGCACAGCUGCUUUAGAAUCUGAGAUAAAGGAAAGAAGGAAAACAAAUCCAGAAUUGCUAUGUGAAAACCUUGCUGACAUGUAAUGCUGUCAGAACAUUUAUAAAGAGCAGAAACCCUAUUCAGUGUCAAUCAGGAUGAAUAUUUAAACAAACUUCAGUCUUGCUUCAAAAUGUCCCUCUGUGCAUCUUCUCACAAGGACUUUUCUCAGUUGCUGCCACUUCAGGAUAUUGGAUGUAAUAAAACAGAAAUUAAAAACUCGCCCGCUGGUAUCAGCUCUCCAGUUCCCUACAGCUGUAAUCAGUCCACACUGACAGCAGAACAAAGUCCGAUCUAUAUUCCUUCGUCUUACGUGGAAAACAGACAUGAAUAUUCUGCAAUGGCGUUCUGCAGUCCUGCUAUGAUUAAUUACAACAUUACCAGCAACUUUGGUGAUCCAGAGAGUGCAUCUGUGAGGCAAACGUCAAGCCCAAAUGUGUUAUGGUCUGCUCCUGGCCAUCUCUCCCCCCUGACACUGCACUGUCAGUCAUCGCUUCUCUACGCGGAGCAACCCAAGAGCCCGUGGUGCGAAGCAAGACCAGUGGAGCCAGUGCUACCUGUGACCAGAGAGACAUUAAAAAGAAAAACUAAUGGCAAUGACUGUACAAGCCCAAUUGCAAAUAAUCCUGGUUCAAAAAGAGAUGCCCACUUCUGUGCGGUCUGCAGUGACUAUGCUUCAGGAUAUCACUACGGAGUCUGGUCAUGUGAAGGCUGCAAAGCAUUCUUUAAAAGAAGUAUUCAAGGACAUAAUGAUUACAUCUGCCCAGCUACCAAUCAAUGCACAAUAGACAAAAACAGGCGCAAAAGCUGCCAGGCAUGCCGGCUACGGAAAUGCUAUGAAGUGGGAAUGAUGAAAUGCGGCUCAAGAAGAGAACGUUGUGGAUAUCGAAUCCUGCGCCGCCAUCGCAAUUCAGAAGAUCAAGUGCAUUGCAUUAGCAAAACUAAGAAAUACAAUGAGACGGCCACCCGUGUAAAAGAGAUCCUCCUCAGCACAGUCAGUCCAGAGCAGUUCGUUUUAACUCUACUUGAAGCUGAACCUCCCAAUGUGUUGGUGAGUCGUCCCAGCAAACCAUUCACGGAGGCCUCCAUGAUGAUGUCCCUGACAAAACUGGCAGACAAAGAGCUGGUUCACAUGAUUGGCUGGGCCAAAAAAAUUCCUGGCUUCAUUGAUCUCAGCCUCUAUGACCAAGUGAGGCUCUUGGAGAGCUGCUGGAUGGAAGUAUUAAUGGUGGGUUUGAUGUGGAGAUCAAUUGACCAUCCUGGGAAACUAAUUUUUGCACCAGACCUUGUACUAGACAGGGACGAGGGGAAAUGCGUAGAGGGAAUUUUGGAAAUCUUUGAUAUGCUCCUGGCCAUGACCUCGAGGUUCCGAGAGCUGAAACUGCAGCACAAGGAGUAUCUGUGUGUCAAGGCAAUGAUCCUCCUCAAUUCCAGCAUGUUUCCCUUGUCAGCAGAAGAACCUGAAAGCAACAGGAAGCUGCAUCACCUGCUCAAUGUAGUCACAGAUGCUUUGGUGUGGGUUAUUGCAAAGAGUGGAAUCCCCUCCCAGCAGCAGACAACUCGUCUGGCCAAUCUGUUGAUGCUACUCUCUCAUGUCAGACACGCAAGUAACAAGGGGAUGGAGCACCUGCUGAGCAUGAAGUGUAAAAACGUGGUCCCGGUGUAUGACUUGCUGCUGGAGAUGUUGAACGCGCACACUCUCCGAGGGCAGAGGAAGUCCCCAGUCACACACCCGGAAUUUGGCCCAUUAGAACAAAUGGAGGCUGUGGACAGUCUGCGCAGCGGGGCGACCCAGUAAUUCUGCCGGUGCCUGGAGAUGUGAAGCUUGUUCAAAGCUAUGAGAGCAAACGAAGCCACUGUGGUGGGACUGCUGAAGUGUGACCUAGCACGAGUCCUCAUCUCUUCUGGAUUUACACAGGGAUAUCCUGGGAAAUGCUUGUGAGAUGUGCUCCUCCCUCCAUCCGUGUUUCUGACAUUGUAAUAGCUGCACUUUUAUAGUGCCUUUCCUGAGACUCUUAAAAAGCACCUUAUGAAAUUAAGCCUCAGAACAGUCCUCCAAGACAGGAAAUUACCGCCUCUCUUUUUUAAAGGCAACUGAGACAAAGCGAUAAAGUGACUGAUUUAAGAUGACAGAAUAAGUCUGUGUCAGGGCUAGGAGUCAGGACCCAGGGCUCUGUCUCCCAGACCAAUACUUUUAAGCACUGACGAGAGGAUCUCCUCUCUUGGUGUGCGAUUGUGUGAGUGUACAGUGUCGUUUGGGACCGAUCUGCUUACCCGUGUGGGCUGAUCCCUGGGGAAUGCCUGUUUUGCAGUGUAUCUAGAUAAAGUGCUGAGAGAUGUACAGUGUAAAGGACUUUCCUCUAUUCUUAAAUAUGCAAUGGCUGCAAGGGCCUUCAUUUGAAGGCCGUUCAGAAUAGCUUCUAGGGCCAGUUCAGAGCCUCUUCAGUAACGUAAAACCACGCUUAUGUUUAUAUUCUGUGAACCUGUUCUUAACACAUUAUUAUGUGUGUAUAAUUCUUCAGUGCUUUACACAAUGACCAAACUGCCUGCUUAUUUUUGUCAAUGCUAACCUUUGAAAUGUGUUUUGUCUGUGAGAUUAAUACGUUGUUUUAUAUAUUUAUUAAUGAUGUUAAAUCUAUUAUAAUACUUAGCUACAAAAGGUUGCUCUGUGAAUAUUAACUAUUUGCAUUUGUAUAUGAUCUGCUAACCAGGGCUUGUGAAAUCAGCUAGAAUCAAACUAUCUUCCCUCCCUUUCAGACUAGCCUGUGGAAUUACGUCCUGCCCACCCAAAGCCUCCCACAGCAAGGGGCAAGGCAGGGGACUGGAAGCUAAGCUGGGACCUGCUUUUGCCUGCUUCCCUCGGGUUUGCUGCCUGCUCAUUUUCUAAACGUGUGACACUUUAAGCUGUGCUUUUCGUAUUUUGUACAGGAUCCUUCAAAGAGGAGGAGGCUGAUAGUUCCAGCACUUUCUUUGCUUUGCAACUGUGAUGACUUGUUUGACUUUCACUUUGGAUGCUGGCUUAAGCCUCCCUGUUGUGCUGAUUUCUGCAUGUGUUUACAAUGCACUGAGCAAAAAAUAAGAGGAAAUAGCUCAGUAAAGAGCAGGAUGGCAUCGUUCAUUCUGACAACUGUCAAUACUGCAUUUUGGUGUGAGCUAGAAUUGCAAUCAUUGUAAAUGGAUAUGUUUAAUUAUAAUACAUGCAUGUUCUGGGCAUUUCAGGCAUGGUGAAAUUAAAUCGGGACCACCCCAAAAGUCCACUUUGAGCCUGUCUUUUGGAUUAGGGACUUGACGUCGUAUGCCAUUUGCAUAGUUUGAAUAUUAUUCAAGCCUUUGAUCCUUGUGGUUUUUUAAAGCCAAGGACGAUAUUUUUUAUAGGAGGGGCAUAAAGCAUUUUCAAUGAGUUGUGCGAACGUGUCGUCUUGUUUUUGACCUUGUACUAUAACAGAUGCUGCUGAUGGUUGAAAUUUUUACUAGUUACCUUUUUAUUGUUUUUAAGAAAUGUAAUAUAGCAGUGCCCUUUCAAAACAAACAAAAAAAAGUGUAAGAUUUACUAAAAAAAAAAAAAGGGGGAAAAAACGAAGGUACAGUCUUGAAUUCAUUGGUACCAUACUCAUUCUGAGUUCAGCUGUGAGGCAGACAUGUUUCAGUGUUUCUUGGGCUUGCUCACCUUCUGGCCUAAACACCUGUAGUGUUGCUCUUUCUCUGGUUUUCCUUCUCUUGUGUAAUCUUUUUGUUUAAUACAAUUUUUCGAAGAAAUCUUUAAGUGAUUCUUUUUUUGUUUGUUUUGCUUUAGAAGUGCUGAAUUUAUGUGCAAUCUUGAAACACAUGUCAUAGAAAAUGGGAAAGAGUGGGUGUAAAUCAUAACAUUAAUUUCUAAAUGAAAAUUUGCUCUGGAUUGACGUAAAUUGACGUGCUGCAGAUUCAUGCCACGUUGUGAGUCAUACAUGCUGCUACUAGCACAGUGUA